Molecule: messenger RNA, 1600 nt
Organism: Emys orbicularis (European pond turtle)
Lineage: Eukaryota; Metazoa; Chordata; Testudines; Emydidae
Gene: LTV1
Product: LTV1 ribosome biogenesis factor
Exons: 11
Coding region: 96-1535 (479 amino acids)
Biological process (GO): ribosomal small subunit biogenesis; ribosomal small subunit export from nucleus
Cellular component (GO): nucleus; preribosome, small subunit precursor; cytosol
Source: RefSeq, a predicted model, not a curated record
GGCCGACUCACGUGGGAGUGAGCCAGACUCGGGGUCUCCCGUAGCGUGGUCCCCCAGGACCGCAGAGCGCGCGCCGCUGCACCCGCUUCCGAGCCAUGCCUCACAGAAGGAAGAAACCCUUUAUAGAGAAAAAAAAAGCUGUAACAUUUCACCUGGUACACAGAAGUCAGAGGGACCCUUUGGCAGCUGACGAUACUGCACCUCAGAGAGUUCUGUUGCCUUCACAGAAGGGAGAUGAGGAACAGAGGAGAGAAGAGCAGAGGAAAUAUGGAGUGUUCUUUGAUGAUGACUACGACUACUUGCAGCAUCUAAAAGAAGCCUCUGGUCCCUCAGAGCUAGUCCCAUCUGAUGUGUCUGGUCAACAGAGCAGGAUUAUAGUGAGAGGGGAAGUAGAGAGAGAGGAAGAAAGUCAACAAAUUCCAUCUCCCACUAUUAAGUUGCCUUCCUCAGUGUUUGCCUCAGAGUUUGAAGAGGAUGUGGGACUGUUAAAUAAAGCUGCUCCUGUUUCAGGACCCCGUUUGGAUUUUGACCCUGAUAUUGUCGCAGCUCUUGAUGAUGACUUUGACUUCAAUAAUCCAGAUAAUCUUCUCGAAGAUGACUUUGUCCUAAAGGCCAAUGAGCCAGGGAAAGGGGUCUGGAAAGGAGAAGAUUGUCGGAGCUCUGAUACUGAGGAUGAAGAUGAGUGGGAGGAUAUGGAUGAUGAUGGAAAGGACAACAACAGUAGUGAUGAAGAUUAUGAUUCAGAGGGUCCUUUGUCGGAUGAUGAGGGAGUUAGUGGAGAGAUGAAAGAGUUCCUUUUCAUGCAAGAGGAGACCAAGAGUCGUUUCACAGAAUACUCCAUAACUUCGUCCGUAAUGAGAAGGAAUGAGCAGCUGACCCUGCUAGAUGAGAGAUUUGAAAAGUUCUUUGAACAGUUUGAUGACGAUGAGAUCGGAGCAUUGGAUAAUGUGGAAUUAGAAGGCUUUAUUCACACCGACAGCACUCGGUUGCAAGAAGUCCUGAAUGACUACUACAAAGAGAAAGCUAAGGACUGUGUGAAACCUGAUGCUCUUGAACCAAGAAAGUAUUUAGAUUCUCUCCUUAAUGAGAAGGGUGAGAAAGAAGAAGAAAUCGUAACUUUAGUUAUUGAGGAACCCAAAGAGAAGUGGGAUUGUGAAUCCAUUUUGAGUACAUACUCAAACUUGUAUAAUCAUCCAAAACUUAUUGAGGAGCCAGCAAAGUCCAAACCAAUCAAAAUUUCUCACAAGAGUGGAAUCCCACUGGAUAUCUUGCCUCAGAGAGGUCUUACGGCUAAGCAGACUGAACGCAUGCAAAUGAUUGAUCAAAGUGAUCUGCCAAGAGUAUCCACACAGCCACGUUCCAAAAAUGAGAGCAGAGAGGAUCGAAAAGCUAGAAAACAAGCUAUAAAGGAAGAACGAAAGGAACGGAGAAUGGAGAAGAAAGCCAACAAAUUAGCCUUCAAGUUGGAAAAAACAAGGCAAGAAAAAGAACUGCUCAAUCUGAGACAGAACGUUCAAGGGCUCAAGCUGUCGUAGUGGAACAGAUGACUUUCAUAUUGUGGAAAGUUCUUUGCAUUGUUCUUUGUGCUAGGAUCUUGGGA